AUGGCAGGGUCGGGCAAGAAGAGCAAAGGCAAACCGGGGGGCAAGCAGAAGAAUAAGAAGGGGAGAACCCAAGAAGCGUCUGACAACCCAUCUGAGACCCCUUCCGCUGAGCAGCAAGACCAACAGCCGCAGCCGGAGGUCGACAGCGAACCUCCUUUUGAUCAAGAAGAUCAACAACUACAAGCAGAGGUUGGAGCCGAACCUCAACCUGCUGAAAGUCAAGGACUUGAAUCAAACCUUCCUCUACAGUCUCUCCCGGAACCUGCCCCCGAAUACGGACAGGCCCCGGAACAAGUUCCAGAACUGGCGCACCCUCAACCUGUUGCAGCGACAGCCUCGGCUGUGACUGAAAAUUGGGAAGACCCUCAACCAUCGACGAACCUGGGCCAAGAGGAUAUCUCGAGUCAGCCGCAGACAUUGAACGAUGUGAGGAACGUUUUUGAAGCGACUCACGAGUCCAUUCUGGAGGAAUUAGCGGUACCGGACCCUCCGACAGAGACAGAGACUGUUGAGACGAAUCCUGAGCGUAACCAUGGUCUGAGUGGUCAGAGUGAUGCUGCCGACGCCCCAGAGCCGACCCCAGUCACGGCACCUCAGACUCCCAUGUUUCCAGAAGCAGCAGCAGCUUGUCCGUUACCAUCGCCGUCUCUGACAGAGACUGAGUACGUAGCGGCGUCUUCUCGCUCGAAUGCUGCUUCCCCGGCACCCAAUCCUUCCUCAGAAGCCGAAGCUGAAGUCGAUCUCCCAAAUUCUCAACAAGAGCUUACUCCACCUGCGGACCAAGCCAUUUCGCGAGCAUCGGACCCAGCUUCGUCCUCGCGGCCACUAUCUCCUGCACCUGUAGCAGCAUCUUCCGAACCGCCGGCGUUCUCGUCUGUUUUCCAGAUUGCCUCUCCUGCCUCAGAGGCGGCAUCCGCUGCGUUACAUAGUGCAUCUCCUGUAAAUCAACCUGCCUCUCCUACGUUUCAUACAGCAUCGCCUGCAUCAAAGCCAUCUUCGCCCAUUCCACAGUCUGCAUCUUCUCACUAUAGAGGCGCCUCGCCCGUCAUGGCGAACCCAGCGUCUCCCGCGCAGAGACAUGCCUCGAAACCCGCCUCUCCCCAUGCAAAGGCCAGCAGUCCGCUUACUCGUCCCUACAUGUCUCCAGCGGUUUCGCCACACGCUACGCCGUUCGGACCUCCGCCGCCAGUCCCCAGCGUGCCUCACUCAAUCGCUCCUAGCUAUGCCACUGCUUAUCAAUCACCUGCGAUGAGUUCUGCUGGUUACAUGCCUCAUUAUGCUCCUUACUAUCACCACCCCUCUCCAAAUAUGCGUCCCACUCCUCGCGGCUCAAUAGAUCCUCAUUAUGCGUCGGCCUUUCAAGCCAUCCGGGAUAUGGGGUUGCCAAAUGGGCACGGUGUGAAUGACAGGGGAACCAUUUCACCCCCUCAGGAGCAGCACGACGAGCCUAUUGAACUUCUCCAAAGAAUUCAAGAGGCUAUCCCGGACAUCAACCGCCUGCUGGAUGGGUACAAGAACACAAAAAGCAAGCUUGCAUCUCGGGAGGCUGAAUUUAAGCAGAUGGAAAGUCAACAUGAACAGGCAUUGAUGCACAAGGAUUUCUACAUCGAAGCACUGCAGAACCAGAUGAGGAAGGCAGCGAACGAGAGUGCGGAGGAAGCAACGAAAUUGAAGAACACCAUAAACGAACUCAGAAUGGAACUAGGCAACCUUGAGGAGAAGAGAAAGGACAUUGAGGAAAACCUGGCCGCGGCGGAAAAGUCCAACCAGGAGCUCCUGCAAACGAAGUCUGAACUGGAAGGGCAGAUCGCCACUCUGAACACGAACAUCAAAGAAGCGCAGGAGGCGCACGAGCAAGAAUUGGAACGUCAGAAGGAUGAGAGAGUGGAAGCUCUUGCAAAUCAGAAGCAAGAGUUGACUGAACUAUUUGAGGAAAUCAAGGCCGAAGACGAGAAAGCGGCAGCGGAAGCUUUGGCAGCUCGGGAGAAGGAAUUACUCGACCAGCAAGAGACGAUGAAGGCAGAAUACGAGAAGGAGAAACAACAACUACAGCAAAAGCACGACACCCUGCAGGCCGAAUUUGACUCUAACGUGACUGAAUUGACAUCGAGGGAAGCCGAAUUGGCCUCCACAAAGGAGGAGCUUGACUCCAAAGUCACGGCAUUGGAGUCGACCAAGACCGAGCUUGAUGACAAGGUUGCGGAGUUGGAGUCGACUCAGACCGAAUUAAACUCCGCAAAGAACGCACUCAAUGAGAAGCAGAAGGAGCUGGAUCAAAAGGAACAGCAGUGGACUGAAGAACGCACUGAGUUGGAGGCUCGGAUUUCCGCCAAGUGUGAAGAGCUGGCCAACUGCGAGCGCGAGAACAAGAAGCUGGAGGAAGAUAACUUGCUCAAGGAGCAACAGCUUGAACGUGCAGUUGAGGGGAUGCGCACCACAAUCGACAAUUUGGGCAAGGAUUGUGACAGGCUGAGGAAGACACUCCACAGUCUUGGAGAAGCAACUGACCUCAAGAGCACCAAGGGAGACUCAUUCUUUUUGGACUGUUUCGACCAGCUCUCUCGUCUUAUCGUUUCCUUGUCCAAGGAGCAUUUCACGUACCUCCCGAUUGAUCCUCCCAAGGACAUAUUGUCUAAGAUUCCUCCGGAGCUCCCAUCGUUCCUUGAUAAUACGCCAGCAUCGCGGGAACUGCGUUCGGCAUAUGUACAGCAUGUCAUCUCGAAAACUUUGACGUACCGGAUCUUCCAGCCGUUCUUGUUCACUCUGGGCAGGCGAUACGACAAAGCGGACACUUUCUUCCAGAUGCUUUCAAUGGACAUUCGCCGCAAGUCCGUCAGACGGGAAGCAUUCUGGAGACAACAGACACUGAAGGCAGCGUAUACCACAUCGGAUGCGAAACAGUCGAUCAACGUCGUGGCUGCGGUGAUUGUCGAUGAAAUCAUCGAUCUUAUCAAACACUUCGCCGACCCACGACAUCUCGAUUCCCUGCUCAUCGGCGUGCGCAAGAUCGUCAAACUCGCGGCCGAGACCUGGAGACUCGCUCGUGUGGAACGAGAACUGAUAAUAGCUAGCCUUCCGGCUCCAGAUGCCGAAGGUGUUUCUAAUGAUAGCUGGGACGAAUAUGGGGCCCCGAAAGAGGGCAGCGUCAGUUCCAUGAACGACCCCAGCCGACAUGUCAUCCUGCGGACUUUCCCCCAGAUUACCCGGGAGGCUGCACACGAGGAUUUCGCCGAGGAUGAGGAAAAGGCCAGUCCUUGCACGUACUCAAGGGGGACUGUCUUGUACUCUGACUCGCCUGUUGUGAUGGCACGUCUUCAGGAACUUGCUAAGAAGUCGACCGAAACACUGGCCAGCGGAGAGGACUCGCCGCGUCGUGGCUCAAGAGGAUCACUCCGCUCGGUGGAAGUCACUGCUCACUGA
Molecule: messenger RNA, 3420 nt
Organism: Aspergillus lentulus
Lineage: Eukaryota; Fungi; Ascomycota; Eurotiomycetes; Eurotiales; Aspergillaceae
Source: RefSeq, a predicted model, not a curated record